This is a messenger RNA of Gongylonema pulchrum, 495 nucleotides long. NCBI's taxonomy places the organism in Eukaryota, Metazoa, Nematoda, Chromadorea, Rhabditida, Gongylonematidae. The record is from the annotation of a GenBank genome assembly.
AUGUUUGAUGUUUUGUUAGACGAGAAUCAACUGGAGGAUGCAUGCGAGCAUCUGGCCGACUACCUGGAAUCGUACUGGAGAGCGACACAUCCACCUGUCAAAUCACCUCCUCGAAUUAAGCGUAAUCCGAUGGAGAAUCGAGGACCGUCAACGCUAUUCACACCUUCACAAAUGAUGCAGGGGAUGGGUGGCCAAUCACCAUCAGUAUCAAUAGUCGGUUCGCCAAACAUGAAUGUUCAAGCGCCAGCACAACAGAGAAGCCCGCAACAACAACGUGUUCCGACGAUCAAUCUGCCUCCGGUACAGUACGAUGAGCCAAUUCAGAAUCCAGGGAUGUACCAGGAACCGCCGCGACCAACGCCGAUGCAGAACGUAUCUCAACGUCAAAUGGCGCAACGUGAGGACAAACAUGGCUUCGAUGACUACGAUGACGAGGACUUCCAUAGUGACAUUCACGGCGCUGGAUAUGAAUUUCACAGCAAUUACAGAUAUUAA